AUGCCAGGCCGACCUCGAGUAGUGCGGGUGAAGACUGACGAUGCGACGGUGGAGCCUCCGCGCCCGACGCAGCGCCGUGAGGCCGUGAGCUACGUACGCAAGCUGGAGGUAGUGGUGCAUUAUGAGACGCACAACAGUCUGGACGAGACAGUGGCGUUCUUCUUCCCGGACGCGCCGGCGUCGCAGGUGCGCGCAAAGAAGCAACUUGUUAUGCGCUGGAAGCGCGAACGCGCCAAGAUUGCUGCGAUCUGCGAGGCCGGUGGAGGCCGAAAGACCAAUGACCGCAAGUUCGGAAUGGGCGCCACGUUGUCGACUGAAGCCGAGCAACGCAUCGUCGACUGGAUGCACGCAGAACAAGCAGCCGGCCGUCCCGUGUCGGCCAAACGACUCUCAGAGCGCGCCAUGCAGGCGGCACAGGAGGACAAACUGCAUCCGGACAGCUUUAAGGCCUCGUGGACAUGGAGACAGUCAUUCCUGCGACGACACGGCUUCACACAAGGCGCACAGAGGGGGCAUACCAUACCGGACACAGAGACAACAGAAACAGAGAUGACAGGGACUACUUUGUAGGUAGAAUAGAUAGGUUGAAUGUUUAACUAAACCUGAGUGACUUGUAGCGCAA
Phytophthora infestans T30-4 is the source of this 622-nucleotide messenger RNA. RefSeq lists its product as uncharacterized. Bases 1 to 570 code for a protein of 189 amino acids. The record is from RefSeq and is a predicted model, not a curated record. The transcript has a single exon. Lineage: Eukaryota; Oomycota; Peronosporomycetes; Peronosporales; Peronosporaceae.